AUGUUCCAUGUAAUCAGGAAUGCCAGUAAGGUUGACUCACAAGCUGACAAUGAAAAGCUUUUUAGCCAAGACACCUAUGAUUUUUUGGCUUUGUUGGUGGCUUCAAUCGGAGUUUUGGGGUUGUGUACUAAUUCACUAGUGUUGAUUCUGUAUUGCAGAUUCAAAACAUUAAGGACUCCAACAAAUCUUCUCUUGGUGAAUCUCAGCUUCAGUGACUUUGUGUUCUCACUUUUUGGGGUCAGUUUUAUUUUUGCAUCAUGUGUAAGCCGGCAGUGGAUCUGGGAUGAAGAGGGAUGCAUUUUUGUUGGAUUGUGUGAAAAUCUAUUGGGUUGCGUGUCAGUCUUUACACUUACUGUUGUGGCAUACGAACGAUAUGUCCGAGUGGUAUUUGACAAAAUUGUUGAUUUCCCAUGGUCAUGGAAAGCUAUUACUUCUAUCUGGCUGUGUUCCAUGGUCUGGAGUACAGCACCAUUAAUGGAAUGGAACAGAUAUAUUCUAGAACCCCAUGGACUAGAUUGCUCUUUGGACCGGGUAUCAACAGAGACGAGCCAGUCCUCUUUCAUUCUCCUCUCCUUCCUAGCUUGUUUUGUUGCCCCAGUGAGCGUCAUGAUUUACUGCUAUGGCUACAUCUUAUACUCAGUCAGAAUGCUUCGAAAGUUACAAAGUGUUGAAACAAGUCAGGUACUCAGACUUUUCCAUUAUGAAGUAAAAGUGGCUAUAAUGUGUCUUCUGAUGAUUUCGGCCUUUCUUCUUUGCUGGAUGCCUUACACAGUGCUGUCUUUUCUGGCAAUGAGUGGCCAUGGCGACAUGAUUACCCCAGGAACAGCCAUUGUGCCCUGCUUUCUGGUCAAAACAGGUGCUGCAACAAAUGCAAUCAUAUAUAUACUAACAAGCAAAAAGUUCAGACAAGGCCUCACAAAACUCCUGUGGAUGAAAUGUUUGAAAAACCAUAUAAUAUUUGCCAGGAGAAGGAAGUUAGUUGGAGUAGAUGUCGGAAAGAAACUAAAGAAAAUAGUACGCUACACAUCUUCCUCUUUUAGCUCUGUUAUAACAACUGGCCAAACUGAUACGCAGCAGUCUGUUGAAGAAACACAAGAUAACUAUGUACCGAAUGUUAAAAUAAUCCACGUGCAGCCAUUAUAACUUGUUUACAUGUCAGUUAAGUACAAUUACUUGUGUAGCAAAGUCUUUUACCUCUUCCAGUCUAAUGAAAACCUUU
This is a messenger RNA of Rana temporaria (common frog), 1219 nucleotides long. RefSeq names its product opsin 3 (gene OPN3). Gene Ontology annotation, molecular function: G protein-coupled receptor activity. The record is from RefSeq and is a predicted model, not a curated record. NCBI's taxonomy places the organism in Eukaryota, Metazoa, Chordata, Amphibia, Anura, Ranidae. The coding region runs from base 1 to 1143 and encodes 380 amino acids. Gene Ontology annotation, cellular component: photoreceptor outer segment; membrane. Gene Ontology annotation, biological process: G protein-coupled receptor signaling pathway. The transcript is spliced from 4 exons.